Molecule: messenger RNA, 855 nt
Organism: Dacryopinax primogenitus
Lineage: Eukaryota; Fungi; Basidiomycota; Dacrymycetes; Dacrymycetales; Dacrymycetaceae
Exons: 6
Coding region: 1-855 (284 amino acids)
Biological process (GO): regulation of DNA-templated transcription
Cellular component (GO): nucleus
Source: RefSeq, a predicted model, not a curated record
AUGACAAUGGAGGAGUCGGCACAGAUUGCUGCAGAGUACAUCGCCAGUCUGGACAACCUUCCUAACGAGGUUAAAUUUAUUCUAAACGAGAUCAAGCUGAAGGAUACACAGCUGCAAUCCACAAUAGGCCGUAUCCAGUCCCGCGAAGUAAACCUGUUCAAGAACACGAGGAACAACAAGCCCCCCAUAAACUAUGCGGACGAGAAUGUGACCACGAGAGAAAUUGAGGACCUUUUCCAAAAAGCGCGGAAGUUGUCGGAUGAAAAUGUUGAAUUGGCACGGAGACUCAAGCGCCUCAUCCACAAGGCCAAGGGACGCCUAGCGGCCGACAUGAAGAAGAUCACCAAGUUGACCGGGGAACCGAUUGCAGAGGACCUCACGCCGUCCGCUACACGAGGAGUUGAUAAAAUUGCCGAAGGGUUGCGGCAAGCGUUGGCAACACCGAGCUCGGCGUCGCCGGCGGCGAGCGGACCUGCGCAAAAGAAGCGGCGCUUAACCAGUAGUCAAGUGGAGAAGGUUGUGCUCAGUCUCCCCCUCGGGAGAUCAAGGCUGUCCCAAGUGCAACCCUCACCGCUAAGGAAAAGCACGACGGUACGCUCGCCAGAUGCGUCGGAGGAGGAGGCAGAAGAGGGCGAGGAGGAAGACGAGAGCGAUGACAACAUCUACUGUUUUUGCCAGAAGAAGUCUUUCGGCGAGAUGAUUGGCUGCGACAACGAACAGUGCCGAUACCAAUGGUUCCACCUGGAAUGUGUAGGAUUGAAACCCCCACUGCCCGACAGCUGGUACUGUUCCGAUUGCAUAAAGAAGGGUUUUGGAAGUGCAGGCGAGAAACGAAAAGGCCGGAAGGUGAAAUAA